Messenger RNA from Cynara cardunculus var. scolymus (artichoke), 1163 nucleotides. RefSeq names its product xyloglucan endotransglucosylase/hydrolase protein 9-like. Gene Ontology annotation, cellular component: apoplast; cell wall. Bases 59 to 931 code for a protein of 290 amino acids. The record is from RefSeq and is a predicted model, not a curated record. Gene Ontology annotation, biological process: cell wall biogenesis; xyloglucan metabolic process. The transcript is spliced from 4 exons. Lineage: Eukaryota; Viridiplantae; Streptophyta; Magnoliopsida; Asterales; Asteraceae. Gene Ontology annotation, molecular function: xyloglucan:xyloglucosyl transferase activity; hydrolase activity, hydrolyzing O-glycosyl compounds.
UCUUUGCAGAGCAUUUUUAGAAGCUUCAAAACCCAUCCCUUUCUCUCUCUCUAAUUUCAUGGCAUUUUCUUCUCUCUCUAGACUUGUUAUUUCACUGUGUGUACUGUGUGUUUCUGUGAGCUCAGCUGCUAGAUUUGAUGAGCUGUUUCAUCCAUACUGGGCUUCUGAUCACUUCACCAUUGAAGGCCAAACUGUAAACAUGAAGCUUGACAAGUUUUCUGGUGCUGGGUUUUCGUCAAAGAGCAAAUACAUGUUUGGAAAAGUCAACAUCCAGAUCAAGCUUGUUGAGGGUGAUUCUGCUGGAACCGUCACUGCUUUCUAUAUGUCAUCAGACGGUCCAAAACACCACGAGUUUGAUUUUGAGUUCCUGGGGAACACUACAGGGGAACCUUACCUUGUGCAGACUAAUGUAUAUGUGAAUGGGGUUGGUAAUAGAGAGCAAAGGUUGAAGCUCUGGUUUGAUCCAACUAAAGACUUCCAUUCUUAUUCCAUCCUCUGGAACCAGCAUCAAGUUGUUUUUACGGUUGAUGAAACACCAAUAAGGGUUCAUACUAAUUUGGAGCACAAAGGCAUACCGUUCCCUAAAGAUCAAGCCAUGGGUAUCUAUAGCUCAAUAUGGAAUGCUGAUGACUGGGCCACACAAGGUGGUCGAGUCAAAACUGACUGGACCCAUGCACCGUUUGUUGCAUCUUAUCGUGGGUUUGAAAUUAAUAGUUGCGAGUGUCCGACCAUGAUGGCGGAUUCCGAUAAUAUGAGGCGGUGUGCUAGCAAUGGUGGGUGGUGGGAUCGCCCGACAAUGUCACAAUUGAAUUUGCAUCAGAGUCACCAGCUCAUGUGGGUGCGAGCAAACCAUAUGAUUUACGAUUACUGUACUGAUACCGCUAGGUUUCCGGCGGUACCAGUCGAAUGCCAACAUCACCGCCAUCAUUAGCUCGUGAUUUAGGGGUGUUUCUGUAAAAAAUUUGGUCAGAAAACAGAUGGGCGUUGGUUGAACAACAUGAACUCUAUGUUACAUAUUUUGGGUUCGUAUGAAAAAGUGGAGCAUUGCUCGAUUUGGCAUUUUGCACCAUCUGUCUUGUAUUCAUUACUUUGUAAGCUCUUUGUCGAUGGUUUUAAAAACAUGAACUGUUCAAUGCAAUAACUUUUGAACAUGAAUAUUAUGC